Molecule: messenger RNA, 1389 nt
Organism: Saitoella complicata NRRL Y-17804
Lineage: Eukaryota; Fungi; Ascomycota; Saitoellomycetes; Saitoellales; Saitoellaceae
Product: UDP-Glycosyltransferase/glycogen phosphorylase
Exons: 2
Molecular function (GO): alpha-1,3-mannosyltransferase activity; GDP-Man:Man(1)GlcNAc(2)-PP-Dol alpha-1,3-mannosyltransferase activity
Source: RefSeq, a predicted model, not a curated record
CCUCACGAGAACGACGAAAAAACCGAAAGGAUGAAGAUUGCGUUCGUUCAUCCUGAUCUUGGAAUUGGAGGGGCGGAGAGAUUGGUCAUCGACGCCGCGGUCGGGUUGCAGAGCCGUGGGCACCAGGUGGUGAUCUACACGUCUCACUGCGACAAGACUCAUUCCUUCGAGGAAGCUCGGGAUGGCACCCUCGACGUCCGAGUCCGCGGCAACACACUCCCAGCAAACCUCUUAGGCCGCUUCGCAAUCCUCUUCGCAAUCCUCCGACAACUCCACCUCACAAUCCACCUCCUCCUCGAAUCCACAACCUACGACGCAAUCUUCGUCGACCAACUCUCCACCUCAAUCCCCCUCCUCCGCCUCAAAGCCCCCGUCUUCUUCUAUUGCCAUUUCCCCGAUAAAUACCUCGCACAACCCGGUGGUUUGUUGAAGAAGCUAUACCGUAUCCCAUUCGACGCCGUGGAAGAGUAUACCACCGCAGCGUCGGACGCGAUCGUGGUCAACUCGAACUUCACCCGCAGCGUCUUCGCCAAAGCAUUUCCACGGAUCAGCCGCACCCCAGGCGUCCUCUACCCAUGCGUCGACAUCACCCACCUCCCCACCACGCCACCCUCACAAACCCCGACCCUCCAAUUCCCAGAGGGAACAAAAGUCAUCCUCUCCAUCAACCGCUUCGAACGCAAAAAGAACAUCGAGCUCGCACUAAAAGCCUUCGCAACCCUCCGCGGCCACCCAAACUUCCAAAACCUCCGUCUCGUCCUCGCCGGCGGCUACGAUUCCCGCGUGACCGAAAACGUCACAUACCACCACGACCUCCAAUCCCUAGCUUCCACCCUAUCCCUAACCCACCAAACCAUCAAACCCACCUCCUCCGCCCUCGCCCUCGACCUCGAUCCCAACACCAAUGUCCUAUUCCUCCUCAGCAUCCCCGGACCCCUCAAAGAGGAGUUGUUGAGAACGUCGACACUCCUAGCCUACACCCCAACAAACGAGCAUUUCGGGAUCGUUCCCCUCGAAGCCGGUCUCGCCCGCCUCCCCGUCCUCGCAACAAACACCGGGGGACCACUCGAGACUAUCGUCGAUGGAGACACAGGAACAGCUACAGCGACUGGGUGGUUAAGACCGGCGGAUGAGGGGGCGUGGGGUGAAGUCAUGAGAGCCGUUAUCGAGAUGUCGGAGCGGGAGAGGGAGAGCAUGGGGAGCGCGGCGAGGGAGAGGGUUGUUACGAGGUUUAGUUUGGAAACGAUGGCGGGGGAUUUGGAGGAUGGGAUUCUGAGCAUGUUGAAUGAGUGCAGGAAUAAGGGAGGUGUGCCUGUUGUCGGAGUAUUAUUGGCGGUAUUGCUCGUUGCGGUGGUAGUAUGCCUUCCACAGAUCGCAAGGACGACAUAG